Messenger RNA from Harmonia axyridis, 2473 nucleotides. RefSeq names its product trimethylguanosine synthase-like. Gene Ontology annotation, molecular function: RNA cap trimethylguanosine synthase activity. Lineage: Eukaryota; Metazoa; Arthropoda; Insecta; Coleoptera; Coccinellidae. The record is from RefSeq and is a predicted model, not a curated record. Bases 1 to 834 code for a protein of 277 amino acids. The transcript has 6 exons. Gene Ontology annotation, biological process: 7-methylguanosine cap hypermethylation; 7-methylguanosine RNA capping. Gene Ontology annotation, cellular component: nucleus.
AUGCCGAACCUUAGGAAAUUUUCGGAAAGUAAUAGAGGAGAUUCAUUUCGAAUUCAUCGUGCAUUUAAUGAUGACAAACGAGACGAGAGACGACUUUCAUGGAGAAUCCCCCGAGCAAGUCAUGGAACAGUGAAUGAAUCGAUGAUUGAGAGACGCAAUUCAUGGAGAUACCCAAGAGAAGAAAUGAACCCAACGAAAAAUUCAGAUUUGAGAAAAUAUUGGUUACAGAGAUUUUCUCUCUUCAGUCGAUUUGACGAUGGAAUCAAGCUUGACGAGGAGAGUUGGUAUUCCGUCACUCCGGAGUUCAUCGCCAGAAAAACUGCGGAGAGAUUGAAAACUAAUGUGAUAAUUGAUGGCUUUUGUGGAGCUGGAGGAAAUGCCAUACAGUUCGCCUUCACUUGUAACAAAGUGAUAGCAAUCGACAUCGACCCGAAAAAAAUUGAACUGGCGAGAAAUAAUGCAGCAGUUUAUGGUGUAUUGCAUAAAAUCGAAUUUAUGGUUGGUGAUUUUAUUCAAUUAGCUUCAGAAAUCGAAGGAGAUGCUGUCUUUUUGAGUCCACCAUGGGGUGGUCCAUCUUAUAUAAAUGAGAAAUCAUACGACCUGGAAAAUAUGCUACAACCAGUUCCAUUUUCAGAAUUGGUAGAAGUCAGCAAAAAAAUUUCUCCGAAUAUUGCCGUUUUUCUUCCUAGGAAUAGUAAUACCUUUGAUAUGGAAAAAUAUGCAGGAAAAAAUGGAUUAGUGAAAAUUGAAAAAAAUUUCAUGGAUAAAAGAUUAGUAGGUGUUACAGUAUAUUUUAAUGACAUUGUAAAAAAAAUGGAGACCACGGGAACAUAAGCGGAGUGUAGGAAGACCACCAAAACGCUGGUUGGAUGAUAUUAAAACAAAGGUCGGACGAUGUUGGCACCGUUUGGCUCAAGAUAGGGAAAAUUGGAAAAUUCAGGGGGCGGCCUAUGUCCAGGAGUGGAUGCAGACAGGCUGUUGAAGAAGAAGAAGAAGAUUGUAAAAUAUGAUAAGUGUAGAAAUAAAUGAUACAAAAAAAUUUGAUAAUUUUAUUGAAAAAUCCUUUCAUUUUCAGAACUAUAGGUAUUUUGCCUGCGACAUCUUCAAGAUAGAACACACAAUUCCGAAUGUUCGAAAUCUUCGUAGAUUCCGGAUAAUAAAAUCUACAGCACAUUCUAUAUCUCCCAUAGCCUCAGAUUCUUUACUAAAUUUUCAACUUCAAAUCAAUUAUGAAAAUUAAUUCGAGGUUAAACAAUUUCAAAAUGAGAAUAAAUAACUUCAAUAUGUUUAGCACAAGCAAAUGCGGAAUAAACAUCUUCAACAUGAGAAUGAAGAUUAUUUUUUCUAUCAAUGAUAAAAAAAAGAAUAAUAACACUUUUUGUAGUUUUUUUGGUCAAAGAGAAAAAAAAAAGAUCUUUGGAAGGAAUUGAUCAAGGAAGUGAUAUCGGUACCUUACUGUUCAUAAUAUAUCUAAAUGAUCUGGGAAGGUUCAUAGAGAAGAAUCAAAGGUUUCGUUAUUUGAUACAAACUGAUCUAAAAAAGAAAAAUCAAAUAUAAUGAAGUUGUCACAAUCUCAUUAUGAAUUGUCAAAAGCAGUCAAAUUUCUAGAGAUUCAUGUCGACCAAUUUCUAAAUUGGCGCAAACAUACGGAAAUUUUGUCAAAAAUUUGAGUAGAAUUUGUUUUGCAUUGAGAUCUAUUUCAAACUAUGUAAAUAAAAACUCUUUAAGAGUUGUGUACUUUGGAAAUUUUGAAGUCACUCUUAGGUAUGGAAUUAUGUUUUGGGGAACUAAUAAAAACUUGGAAACAAUAUUUUCAAUUCAAAAAAGAGCUUUUCGUAUUGUUUUUAAAUUAGGUUUCAGGGAAUCCUGUAGAGGAAAAUUUAGAAUUAAGAAUAUUUUUACAGUAUUUGGUUUUUUACUUGUUUGAGUGUUUGCUAUUCAUACAUAAAAAUAGGCACAGUUUAUACAAUGAAAUAUCAGAUACACAUAGUACAAGAACAUUUGAUAUAAUAUAUCCAGCUCAUAGAUAAUCUUUAACGGAGAAAUAUCCAACAUAUAAGAGUUGGAGUAUUUAAUAAGCUGCCUAGGGAUAUAAAACAGAUUUCAGACUAUAAAGUUUUCAGAAACAUAACAAAGCAUAUGCUUAUCGUGUUAGAACCAUAUAAUCUCAGGGAAUAUUUUGGGAGCUAAUUGAAGCUCAAAUUUUGUUUUGACCUCAUUUCAUUCAAAUUUUAAGUUUGUUUUAUAACUGUACUUUAUUGGAAAUAAAGGGAUAUUAUUAUUUAUUAAUUGCGGUAUUAAUAAAGCAGCAAAUGAAGUGCAGUAAGUGGCGGUAUUUACUUCGUAUGCCGAUAGCACUUGAGUGGGAUCAGAACGCCAUAGAAUUUUCUGAUAUUUUCUCUCUUCUUUUUUAACUAAGACCUGUCUAUAAAUUUUUUCGAUGUCUCCUGUAAAAACAAUAAUAUGAAUACGG